ACCAACGUUCCCGUUCCAACGCUGCCUAACAGUUGCAGAAGGUCACACGCGUGCUUUUGAACACUAGGGUCGAAAAAUUGCUAUAUGAAAUUAUAGCUUGUAGGUAGAAACAGUACGCAAUUAUUCAUUUAACUGCUACCGUAUUUGUGUAAUUCCAAUGCGAAAUGCACACCAACAAUGCGGCGUUUGUUUACCUAGGACAGUUGGACAGAAACAUACCCUUGCGUUUCGGUCUUGUUUAGCUAACUUAGCUUUUCCUAGACAUACCGUUUACAUAUAAUGGCUGCGAUGUUUCAAAGUUUUGCAAGACUCCAAAAUCGGUUUGGAAAUGCCCUGUCACUCUGUAAAAUGCAAAAGAAUCGUCAGCCCUUCAAACAUGCAUUUAAACAGUCAUCAUCAGCUGCAGCAGAAAGAAAACGAUUUUAUCAGGAUGUCAGUAUUGCCCAAGGUGAAGGAGGUUUAUUUGAGAUCAACUUAGACCGAAGGAAGCUGAAAACUCCUGGGGGGAAGCUUUUCACAGUGCCAAAUGAAGCCCUCGCCAUCGCCGUGGCAACUGAAUGGGAUGCUCAAAAAGACACACUGAAGUUCUAUACAAUGCACUUGACUACACUUUGCAACACUGCUUUGGACAAUCCUACACAACGCAACGAGGACCAAAUGAUUAGUGCUGCUUUAAAGUUUCUGGAGACUGACACUGUUUGUUACAGAGUAGACGAGCCUUAUGGUUUGGUUGAACUACAGAAGAAUGAGUGGGAUCCUGUACUGCACUGGAUUGAAGACAGAUAUAACGUCAUUAUCGGCUCCUCAUCUAGUAUUAUGGGCCCUGAGAUCCCUGAGGCAACCAAAGACACGUUCCGCCAGCAUCUCAAAUCCUACAACUUUUGGUCACUGACAGGAUUUGAGUACGUGAUCACCCAGUUGAAGUCUGUUGUGUUGUCAUUUGGGAUGAUUGACAGACACUUAAGUGUAGAACAGGCUGUGCUGUUGUCAAGGCUAGAGGAGGAAUACCAGAUUCAGCGCUGGGGAAAUGUGGAGUGGGCUCACGACUAUGACAUGUAUGAGCUGAGGGCACGCACCGCUGCGGGUGCUCUGUUUGUGCACCUCUCCUCUGAGAGUUUAAGCGUCAAACACAAACUUCUGCAGGACUGAAGGGAUGAGUGUAAAUGUGCAAGCAUCAAGCCAAACUGAAAACCCUUUACGGUGCAUGACUCAGAUAUAGAAUAUUUGAUUGUCUUUUAUUGGCUGUGUCUUUUGCCUGUUGUCAUCAAAACACAUUUACUUGUUUUUGUUUUUUUUUUUUGGGUGGGGGGGGGGUUGCUGUGUUGAUGCAACUACUGCCAAGUGUGAGUAUCCAGUUUGUUCUCAGUCACUAGGGAUCUUCUGGACACUACAUGAAGUGAAUGGAUGCAAAUGGUUACAUUUCAUGACAUUACAGUUUACUUUGUCUGCUACUUUGUUUCUGAUACAAUUUGUUAUAUGUAUCUUUGCCUCACACUUCCUAUGUAUGAAGGCUCCACAAACUUCUUGAAGUGGUCAGUUGCAACACUGCUACAUGUUAUACCUUUUGUGCUCUUGAUUAAAUACUGUCAAAUGUGC
Molecule: messenger RNA, 1596 nt
Organism: Dunckerocampus dactyliophorus (ringed pipefish)
Lineage: Eukaryota; Metazoa; Chordata; Actinopteri; Syngnathiformes; Syngnathidae
Gene: atpaf2
Product: ATP synthase mitochondrial F1 complex assembly factor 2
Exons: 8
Coding region: 280-1149 (289 amino acids)
Biological process (GO): mitochondrial proton-transporting ATP synthase complex assembly
Cellular component (GO): mitochondrion
Source: RefSeq, a predicted model, not a curated record